Molecule: messenger RNA, 3909 nt
Organism: Nomascus leucogenys (northern white-cheeked gibbon)
Lineage: Eukaryota; Metazoa; Chordata; Mammalia; Primates; Hylobatidae
Gene: PECAM1
Product: platelet and endothelial cell adhesion molecule 1
Exons: 15
Coding region: 492-2600 (702 amino acids)
Source: RefSeq, a predicted model, not a curated record
CCUCUUUGAUGGGGGAAGGGGAGGACCGGAAAAGCAGAGAGAUCUUUCUGGAUGUCCUGGGAGAGCAGCCCUUUGGGUGGAGGCUGGAGGCAGGGAGGAAUCGCCUCACUGUGCCGUGAGAAGGGCCCCCAAACUCAGGCGAGACAGAGGGAGGGUCAAGAACGCCGAGGCAAAUGUCACUUGUGCCUUGUUUUUUCCCUAAAGAAACUAAACAAAGAGGCUGCGUUCGGUGGCCCCUCAGGAAGGCCGGUCAUUUCCUGAGGAGAUAUCAGGCCAGCCCAGGCCCCAUUGUUCCCGGUUUCCAGCCAUGGCUGCCAUUACCUGACCAGCGCCACAGCUGGUCUCUCUGCAGGCGCCGGGAGAAGUGACCAGAGGGGUUUCUGCUUUUCACAGGGCGGGUUUCUCAACGGUGACUUGUGGGCAGUGCCUUCUGCUGAGCGAGUCAUGGCCCGAAGGCAGAACUAACUGUGUGUGCAGUCUUCACUCUCAGGAUGCAGCCGAGGUGGGCCCAAGGGGCCACGAUGUGGCUUGGAGUCCUGCUGACCCUUCUGCUCUGUUCAAGCCUUGAGGGUCAAGAAAACUCUUUCACAAUCAACAGUGUCGACAUGAAGAGCCUGCCGGACUGGACGGUGCAAAAUGGGAAGAACCUGACCCUGCAGUGCUUCGCGGAUGUCAGCACCACCUCUCACGUCAAGCCUCAGCACCAGAUGCUGUUCUAUAAGGAUGACGUGCUGUUUUACAACAUCUCCUCCAUGAAGAGCACAGAGAGUUAUUUUAUUCCUGAGGUCCGGAUCUAUGACUCAGGGACAUACAAAUGUACUGUGAUUGUGAACAACAAAGAGAAAACCACAUCAGAGUACCAGCUGUUGGUGGAAGGAGUGCCCAGUCCCAGGGUGACACUGGACAAGAAAGAGGCCAUCCAAGGCGGGGUCGUGAGAGUCAACUGUUCUGUCCCAGAGGAAAAGGCCCCAAUACACUUCACAAUUGAAAAACUUGAACUAAAUAAAAAAACGGCCAAGCAAAAAAGAGAGAAGACUUCUCGGGACCAGAAUUUUGUGAUGCUGGAAUUCACCGUUGAGGAACAGGACCACGUUUUAUCCUUCCGAUGUCAAGCUAGGAUCGUUUCUGGGAUCCAUGUGCAGACCUCAGAAUCUACCAAGAGUGAACUGGUCACCGUGACGGAAUCCUUCUCUACACCCAAGUUCCACAUCAGCCCCACCGGAAUGAUCAUGGAAGGAGCUCAGCUCCACAUUAAGUGCACCAUUCAAGUGACUCACCUGGCCCAGGAGUUUCCAGAAAUCAUAAUUCAGAAGGACAAGGCGAUUGUGGCCCACAGAAGACACGGCAACGAGGCUGUGUACUCAGUCACGGCCAUGGUGGAGCACAAUGGCAACUACACGUGCAAAGUGGAGUCCAGCCGCAUAUCCAAGGUCAGCAGCAUCGUCGUCAACAUAACAGAACUAUUUUCCAAGCCCGAACUGGAAACUUCCUUCACACGUCUGGACCAAGGUGAAAGACUGAACCUGUCCUGCUCCAUCCCAGGAGCACCUCCAGCCAACUUCACCAUCCAGAAGGAAGAUACCAUUGUGUCACAGACUCAAGAUUUCACCAAGAUAGCCUCAAAGUGGGACAGUGGGACGUAUAUCUGCACUGCAGGUAUUGACAAAGUGGUCAAGAAAAGCAACACAGUCCAGAUAGUCGUAUGUGAAAUGCUCUCCCAGCCCAGGAUUUCUUAUGAUGCCCAGUUUGAGGUCAUAAAAGGACAGACCAUUGAAGUCAGUUGCCAAUCGAUCAGUGGAACUUCGCCUAUUUCUUAUCGCCUUUUAAAAACAAGUAAAGUUUUGGAGAGUAGUACCAAGAACUCAAGUGAUCCUGCGGUAUUCAAAGACAACCCCACUGAAGACGUCGAAUACCAGUGUGUUGCGGAUAAUUGCCAUUCCCACGCCGAAAUUUUAAGUGAGGUUCUGAGGGUGAAAGUGAUAGCCCCGGUGGAUGAGGUCCAGAUUUCUAUCCUGUCAAGUAAGGUGGUGGAGUCCGGAGAGGACAUUGUGCUGCAAUGCGCGGUGAAUGAAGGAUCUGGUCCCAUCACCUAUAAGUUUUACAGAGAAAAGGAGGGCAAACCCUUCUAUCAAAUGACCUCAAAUGCCACCCAGGCAUUUUGGACCAAGCCGAAGGCUAGCAAGGAACAGGAGGGAGAGUAUUACUGCAUAGCCUUCAACAGAGCCAACCACGCCUCCAGUGUCCCCAGAAGCAAAAUACUGACAGUCAGAGCCAAGCAGAUGCCAGUGGAAAUGUCCAGGCCAGCAGUACCACUUCUGAACUCCAACAAUGAGAAAAUGUCAGAUCCCAGUAUGGAAGCUAACAGUCAUUAUGGUCACAAUGACGAUGUCGGAAACCAUGCAAUGAAACCAAUAAAUGAUAAUAAAGAGCCUCUGAACUCAGACGUGCAGUACACGGAAGUGCAAGUGUCCUCAGCCGAGUCUCACAAAGAUCUAGGAAAGAAGGACACAGAGACAGUGUACAGUGAAGUCCGGAAAGCUGUCCCUGAUGCCGUGGAAAGCAGAUACUCUAGAACGGAAGGCUCCCUUGAUGGAACUUAGACAGCGAGGCUAGAUGCACAUCCCUGGAAGGACAUCCAUGUUCCGAGAAGAACAGACGAUCCCUGUAUUUCAAGAGCUCUGUGCACUUAUUUAUGAACCUGCCCUGCUCCCACAGAACACAGCAAUUCCUCAGGCUAAGCUGCCGGUUCUUAAAUCCAUCCUGCUAAGUUAAUGUUGGGUAGAAAGAGAUACGGAGGGGCUGUUGAAUUUCCCACAUACCCUCCUUCCACCAAGUUGGAGCAUCCUUGGCAACUGGAAGAGCAGAAGAGGAGAUCCAGGGCAAACAGGCCAUUGGGAUAUUCUGAAACUUGAAUAUUUUGUCUUGUGCAGAGAUAAAGACCUUUUCCAUGCACCCUCAUACACAGAAACCAAUUUUCUUUUUUGUACUCAAUCACUUCUAGCACAUGGCCUGGUUAGAGGCUGUUUUUUUCUCCUUUCCUUUGGUCCUUCAAAGGCUUGUAGUUUGGGGUAGUCCUUGUUCUUUGGAAAUACACAGUGCUGACCAGACAGCCUCCCCCUGUCCCCUCUAUGACCUUGCCCUCCACAAAUGGGAAAACCAAACUACUUGGGAGCACUGCCUUUGAAAUACCAACCUGAAGACACGGUUUAUUCAGGCAAUGCACAAAACAGAAAAUGAAGGUGGAACAAGCACAGAUGUUCUUAAACUGUUUUUUUCUACACUCUUUUUCUUUUCCUCUACCAUGCUGAAGGCUGAAAGACAGGAAGAUGGUGCCUACAGCAAAUAUUAUUCUUAAUUGAAAACUUGAAAUGUGUAUGUUUCUUACUAAUUUUUAAAAAUUUAUUCCUUGCCAGGGCAGGCAAGGUGGCUCACGCCUGUAAUCCCAGCACUUUAGGAGGCUGAGGCAGGCAGAUCACCUGAGGUCAGGAGUUUGAGACCAGCCUGAUGAAACCCUGUCUCUACUAAAAAUACAAAAAUUAGCCAGGCGUGGUGGCGCAUGCCUGUAGUAUCAGCUACUCAAGAGGCUGAGGUGGGAUAAUCGCUUGAACCCAGGAAAGGGAGGUUGUAGUGAGCGGAGAUCGUGCCACUACACUCCAGCCUGAGUGACGGAGUGAGAAUCCAUCUCAAAAAAAAAAAAAAAAAUUGCUAAAGAAGUGUUCUUCUGAAGUCUUAAGACAUUCCUGACAGUGUCUUGAGUGGGUGGGAGAGAGGCUGCUGUCAUUGCGCUGUGGAAUUUCACAGGUGAAAACCACGCCUAACCAAAAUCACUUUUCCUGUUUGCCUCAGUGACACAGCUGCAGGGACCCUUGUGGAUGUUGUAUUAAAUAAAUUUGACCUUUACUCUUUGCA